This is a messenger RNA of Colossoma macropomum (tambaqui), 1437 nucleotides long. Its product is annotated as adenosine receptor A1-like. NCBI's taxonomy places the organism in Eukaryota, Metazoa, Chordata, Actinopteri, Characiformes, Serrasalmidae. The transcript is spliced from 4 exons. The coding region runs from base 19 to 1437 and encodes 472 amino acids. Gene Ontology annotation, biological process: G protein-coupled adenosine receptor signaling pathway. Gene Ontology annotation, molecular function: G protein-coupled adenosine receptor activity. The record is from RefSeq and is a predicted model, not a curated record. Gene Ontology annotation, cellular component: membrane; synapse; dendrite.
UGUUCUCUUUCUCUUCCAAUGGGUAGCAGUGCUGUGUGGGUCUUCUUGCCUUUUGAGGUGAUCAUUGCUGUAGCAUGUUGUCUGGGCAAUGUUCUGGUGAUCUGGGCAGUGUGGACAUGUGGAGCCCUCAGACAGCCCACCUUCUGUUUCAUUGUGUCCCUCGCUGUGGCUGAUUUCCUGGUGGGGUCUGUGGCCAUUCCUAUAGCUGUGCUGGUCGACAUUCAUAUGAAGAUCCCCUUUUAUGGCUGCCUUUUCAUGUGCUGUGUCAUCAUAAUGCUAGAGGUGGCCUCUGUUGCUUUACUCCUGGCCAUUGCAGUGGACCGUUUUCUCCGUGUGCGCAUCCCUCUGACGUAUAAGUCUACAGUCUCUAAAAAACGCUCUUGGAUCGUGGUUACACUCUGCUGGUUCGCUGCUGUGUUGCUGAGUUUUAUCCCCAUGUUUGGAUGGCACAACCCUUUGGAUGCAGACAGUAUUCAGUGCAGCUUCUUAACUGUUAUUUCCACUUCAUAUCUAGUAAACUUUAUUUUCUUCAGCUUCUUUCUUCCUCCUUUGGCUCUCAUGACAUGCUUGUAUUGUUACAUCUUCCUGACCACUCGAAGGCAGUUAAGAGCAAAUAUAGGUUUGGCUGCCGAGUCCAGGACAUACUACCAAAAAGAACACAGACUGGCUGCUUCACUGGUUCUGGUUUUCUGUCUCUUUGCUGUCUGCUGGCUCCCAGUAUUCCUCAUGUUUACUGUAACAUUAUAUAGUCAAAAUAUUGAGGUGCCCUCUGUUGCCAUUGAUAUAGCUGUCCUCCUGUCUCAUGCUAAUUCAGCAGUUAACCCCAUAGUGUAUGCAUUCAAGAUCCCCAAGAUAAAAGAGGCGUGUAUGAAGCUGUGGAGAAGAGUUUAUCAUGACGGAGAACAGCAGCAGAAGUUUCCAGCGCUGAGCCAGGUUUCAGGGGCUCUGAGAGUGGCCCUGCUGGAAAGUGGCAUCUCCAAAGUCUGCCACUUACAAAGGGGUGUGGACUGGGUGUCAGCAGAACAGCUGGCAGAGAUAGGUGGCUUCAGGUCAGUGCGACUGGCGCUACAGAUGCUGAAUCGGCUGAAGUCUGACCUGUCUUUUCCUGUGUGGGAUUACCUGGACAUGAGCCCUGUAGACCAGUGCCAGAGUGAAGAGCCUGUGUUUCCUGAACUGGUGACAGAUUUGAGAGAUCCAGAGAUGCAAAACUGGCAGGAGGGUCAGGGGAUGCUCUUGUCUUUGGGAACCCUGACUCUUGGUCUCUUUAGCACUCUCACUAAGAGGAUUUUGUACCUUGCGUGUACUAAAGCCCUGAACUUUCACAGUUUGAGAGACGUGCGACAGUCUAAAUGGACUGAGGUUGUUCAGGCUGGCUCUUCCCCGAAAGGUAGCUGGCGGUCCCUGUACAAAAGACCCAUUGAGAAGAGGCUCGGCUGA